Messenger RNA from Anopheles cruzii, 903 nucleotides. RefSeq names its product brachyurin-like. The transcript has a single exon. Lineage: Eukaryota; Metazoa; Arthropoda; Insecta; Diptera; Culicidae. Gene Ontology annotation, molecular function: serine-type endopeptidase activity. Bases 1 to 903 code for a protein of 300 amino acids. The record is from RefSeq and is a predicted model, not a curated record. Gene Ontology annotation, biological process: proteolysis.
AUGAAAACCUUCGCACUUCUCGUAGCUCUGGUCGCAGUCGUUAGCGCGGAAUGGAUCGAUAUCGAUUGGUCCAAGGUGCGCCCGAUCGAGGAGUUCGAUCACUACUGGGAGCGUCUACCAGCGGAGUUGCAGGUCUACCGCAACAUUAGACCAUCUCCCCGCAUCACCAACGGAUUUGAGGCCACUCCCGGACAGUUCCCGUACCAGAUUGCGUUGCUGAGCGAGUUCAUCAUCACCAGUGGCUUGUGCGGAGGUUCCGUCUUGACCAAUAACUUCAUCCUGACCGCUGCUCACUGCGUUGUCGGCACUGCGGGCAUCCUUGCCACCGGUGGAACCGCUAUCAUGGGUGCACACAACCGCAACAUCGAGGAGCCCACCCAGCAGCGUAUUCGCUUCAGCGGUUCGGGAGUAUUCCCCCAUCCUCAGUACACGAGCGCCAAUAUUCGUAACGAUGUCGCUGUGGUCCGUCUGGAUUCCCCCAUCACCUUCAACGCCCGCGUACAGCCCGCUCGUCUGCCAGCCCGUUCCGAUACCCGCCAGUUUGGUGGAUUCUUGGGAACUGUCUCCGGAUUCGGUCGCACGUCGGACGCCAGCCAGGCUACGUCGGCUGUUGUAAUGUACACCACGAACCCGGUCAUGACAAACGCUGACUGCAUUGCCCAAUGGAAUGCCGUCUUGAUUGAGCCCCAGAAUGUGUGCCUCAGUGGAGCUGAUGGUCGCUCGGCCUGCAACGGUGACUCUGGUGGCCCACUGGCCGUCCAGGAUGGUGGCAGCAGGCAGAUCGGCAUUGUGUCCUUCGGAUCGGCCGCUGGUUGUUCCAUUGGCAUGCCAUCCGUGUACGCCCGUGUGUCUAACUUCCUCAACUUCAUCGAGGCCAAUUCCGACUUUGUUGCCGAAGCCUAA